Messenger RNA from Mesitornis unicolor (brown roatelo), 1440 nucleotides. RefSeq names its product 5'-nucleotidase domain containing 3 (gene NT5DC3). The coding region runs from base 10 to 1440 and encodes 476 amino acids. The transcript has 13 exons. Gene Ontology annotation, molecular function: 5'-nucleotidase activity. NCBI's taxonomy places the organism in Eukaryota, Metazoa, Chordata, Aves, Mesitornithiformes, Mesitornithidae. The record is from RefSeq and is a predicted model, not a curated record.
CCUUCAAUUAUGAGUAACAUGCUGAAUCCGGAUGCCAUUUUUUCAAACAAUGAAAUGAGCCUGUCAGACAUUGAAAUUUAUGGCUUUGACUACGACUACACCUUGGUCUUUUAUUCUAAACAUUUGCACACGCUGAUCUUCAAUGCUGCUCGAGAUCUUCUUAUUAAUGAGCAUCGGUAUCCUGCAGAAAUAAGAAAAUACGAUUAUGAUCCCAAUUUUGCAAUCAGAGGACUUCAUUAUGAUGUGCACCGGGCAUUACUAAUGAAGAUUGAUGCUUUUCAUUAUAUUCAGCUGGGAACAGUUUACAGAGGGCUCAGUGUUGUCCCAGAUGAUGAAGUCAUUGCAAUGUAUGAUGGUUCCCAUGUCCCUUUAGAACAAAUGAGUGAUUUCUAUGGAAAGAGCUCACAAGGAAAUACAAUGAAGCAAUUCAUGGAUAUAUUUUCCUUGCCAGAAAUGACACUCCUUUCUUGUGUGAAUGAAUAUUUUCUGAAAAACAACAUAGAUUAUGAGCCUGUUCAUCUGUACAAAGAUGUCAAGGAUUCAAUCAGGGAUGUCCACAUCAAAGGAAUAAUGUACAGAGCAAUUGAAGCAGACAUUGAGAAAUACAUCUGCUAUGCCGAACAAACCCGUGCAGUGUUGGCCAAGCUGGCUGAUCAUGGCAAAAAGAUGUUCCUCAUCACAAACAGUCCCAGCAGCUUCGUGGAUAAAGGCAUGAAGUUCAUAGUCGGCAAGGACUGGAGGGAUCUCUUUGAUGUGGUCAUCGUACAGGCUGAUAAGCCAAACUUUUUCAACGAUAAGCGAAGACCAUUUCGGAAGGUGAAUGAAAGGGGAGUGUUGCUUUGGGACAAAAUUCACAAGCUGCAGAAAGGUCAGAUUUACAAACAGGGUAACUUGUAUGAAUUUCUGAAGCUUACUGGCUGGAGGGGCUCUAAGGUUCUCUACUUUGGUGAUCACAUUUACAGUGACUUGGCAGAUUUGACCCUGAAGCAUGGCUGGCGCACUGGUGCAAUUAUUCCAGAGUUACGAUCAGAGAUUAAAAUAAUGAACACAGAGAAGUACAUUCAAACCAUGACCUGGCUGCAAACCUUGACGGGAUUACUGGAACACAUGCAGGUUCACCGUGAUCCCGAUUCACAAAUGAUUUUAGAAGAAUGGAAGAAGGAAAGAAAGGAGCUGAGGGAGAUGAACAGGAAUUUCUUCAACGCACAGUUUGGAAGCUUAUUCAGAACUGAUGAGAAUCCAACUUAUUUCCUAAGACGUCUCUCUAGAUUUGCGGAUAUCUACAUGGCAUCACUGAGUUGUCUCUUGAACUAUGAGCCUGAUUACACGUUUUAUCCAAGAAGGACUCCUUUGCAGCACGAACUUCCUGGCUGGUCAGACCAGCUGUGCACUGGUACAUUCAGAAUACCUUUCCUACAAGAGACAGUUCAAAUCAAAUAA